CAUUUAUUCAUGAGAUUACACUCCAUGUUCAAACUCUUAAAUUAUAGAAAUAGAAAUCCUAUAAAUUUGUGUGAAUUUUACAUUUUGUAUUUCGUGCCCAAGUUACAACAGAGGACAACCGUAGGCCUUGUCUGUAUCAAGAAUGGCAUCGUCAUCACCUUCAUCUCAAUCUAAAUAUCAGUCGCCUCCGUAUCCCAGCGCUUCCAAGCUCUCAGAUUCCAUGUGUUACACUGCCUACGCUGCCUCUCUCAAAUGUUUAGAUGAUUCAAAUUACGACAAGAGCAAGUGCCAAGACCAAUUUGAUACAUACAAGGAGUGCAGGAAAAAAGAGAGGGAGAUUAGACUCGAGCAAAACAGAAAUAAAUCCUUCUUUAGUUGAAGGCUUUUCAUUCUCAUAUUUGUCACAGUAGCUGUUUGAGCUUGCUGGAAUUUCAAGUUCAUCUGUGCAGAUACUGCAGCGUAGGAUCAGAUAACGAUAUGCAUUUGUAAACAUUUGUAACCCAAUUGGAUUCAACAAAAAGAUAUUCAUUUUUUUUGUUUAAUAAAAAAAAUGAUAUAUAAAAGAGUGAGUUAAAUAAAUUGCAAUGAAAGUCAUGGCUUAAUAGCAUGCCUUUUUGCAGUUGCAAAGGUGCAUUGGAUUUGCCGUAUUUAUUUAUUGUUAUUUCUACAUUUUUCUAAUUGCAUCUCUGUGUUGAGUGUCAACCAAAAGAUGUCCUUGCAAUAAAAAAUAAAUACAAAACCACAUAUUCUAAGUUUUCA
Messenger RNA from Cryptomeria japonica (Japanese cedar), 759 nucleotides. RefSeq lists its product as uncharacterized. Bases 143 to 379 code for a protein of 78 amino acids. Lineage: Eukaryota; Viridiplantae; Streptophyta; Pinopsida; Cupressales; Cupressaceae. The transcript has 3 exons. The record is from RefSeq and is a predicted model, not a curated record.